AUGCCGAGGAACGAUAUUUUUCGUUACGUCUUCAUCAAGAUGAUACAGGUUGUGACCGACUAUGAUAUUGCAGUAAAUCACUCUGCUACACGCAGAAUUCAGGAAGUUCUGGGAGGAGUCGGAGUGUUGCGACGUCAGAAUAAGAUGAACGCCAAUGAGGAUAACGAUAGCGACAAGAUGCCAUUAGCGGAAUCACCGGCGAGUUUGAUGGAAACAGAAAUGAUUGCAGUGAAGGAUGAACCUGAAACGAUUGGAAAUGAAGCUAUGGGUAUGGAAGGGCGCCGUGAUAUCGAUUCUUUGGAAACCGAUGAGAAUGUAGGAGAUUUAGUUGAAACACCUACCUCAAAUAGUAACUUCAGUGUGGAAUCACAAUUCGAGAAGGAUUCUUUCAAGCGUUUUGAAAUGUUGCUAAAGAAAACUGAGAAUUUUUCACACUGUUUGAGUGCAGGAGAUGUUGAAAGUGUUGAUGGCUCAUCAAACUGUGUGGGAGCCAAAGGACGUCCUCGGAAUCAAUCUGAAGGAGAUCACCGUCACCGCAAAACAGAAAAGGAAGAGGAUGAAGAGUUGAUAAACCAGGUGAAAAAGAGCGAAACACUGAUUCGAUUUGAAAAAACGCCAUUUUAUAUAGAAAAUGGUGAAAUGCGCGACUAUCAGAUACGAGGGCUUAAUUGGCUUAUUUCGUUGCAACAUAACGGUAUUAAUGGGAUCCUCGCUGAUGAAAUGGGUUUGGGUAAAACAUUACAAACGGUUGCUGUGAUAGGCUUUAUGAAGCAUUACAAAAAUGCGUCUGGACCACACUUAGUUAUCGCUCCUAAGUCAACGCUACAGAACUGGAUCAAUGAAUUUGGAAAAUGGUGUCCUUCAUUGAAAGCCAUCGCACUUAUCGGUAUAGCCGAAGCACGAGCAGAUUUAAUACGUAAUGAAAUUUUACCUGGAAAAUGGGAUGUUUUGGUAACAUCGUAUGAGAUGGUUUUAAAGGAGAAAUCAUUAUUGAGAAAAUAUGCUUGGCAAUAUCUUGUUAUUGACGAAGCACAUCGUAUAAAAAAUGAGCAUUCGAAGCUAUCAGAGAUUGUCCGUGAAUUCAAAUCAAGACAUCGUUUGCUAAUCACGGGAACACCUUUGCAAAAUAAUUUGCAUGAGUUAUGGGCAUUACUUAAUUUCUUGUUACCGGAUAUGUUCGCACUUGCAUCUGAUUUCGAUUCUUGGUUUACAACGAAUGAUAUGAUGGGCAACCAGGAUCUCGUUGCACGUUUACAUAAGGUUUUAAAGCCGUUUUUAUUACGACGUUUAAAAUCGGAUGUCGAAAAGUCUCUUCUUCCAAAGAAGGAAGUUAAGAUCUACGUGGGUUUGUCGAAGAUGCAAAGAGAAUGGUACACCAAGAUCUUAAUGAAAGAUAUCGAUGUCGUUAAUGGUGCUGGCAAAUUGGAAAAGGCACGAAUAAUGAACAUAUUGAUGCACUUGCGAAAAUGUUGUAAUCACCCAUAUUUGUUCGAUGGUGCUGAACCGGGUCCACCAUAUACUACAGAUCAGCAUCUUGUUGACAACUCUGGGAAAAUGGUUCUUCUGGAUAAGCUACUGGUGAAACUGAAAGAACAAGGAUCUCGCGUCUUGAUAUUUUCAUCGAUGUCUCGAAUGUUGGAUUUAUUAGAAGAUUAUUGCUGGUGGCGUAGUUAUCGUUACUGUCGCUUAGAUGGACAAACCGUUCAUGAUGAACGUCAAAAAUCUAUUGAUGAGUUUAACAAGCCGGAUUCAGACAAGUUCAUUUUUAUGCUUACAACACGCGCAGGUGGCCUUGGAAUUAAUCUUACUGCUGCGGAUGUUGUUAUCAUUUACGAUAGUGACUGGAAUCCACAAGUAGAUUUACAAGCGAUGGAUCGGGCGCAUCGUAUUGGACAAAAGAAACAAGUUCGCGUUUUCCGAUUUAUAACAGAUAACACUGUGGAUGAAAGGAUCAUUGAGCGAGCUGAAAUGAAACUUCAUCUUGAUUCAAUCGUCAUACAACAGGGACGAUUGACCGAUUCCCAGAAAGCUUUGGGUAAAGAAGACAUGCUGGAUAUGAUUAGACAUGGUGCUGACCAAGUCUUUGCUUCUAAAGAUAGUACAGUUACAGAUGAAGAUAUAGAUACUAUUUUGGAAAAAGCAGAGCAGAAAACGGAGGCGCUGAAUAAGAAAAUUGCUUCAUUGGGAGAGACAUCGCUUCGAAAUUUCGCGUUGGAUGCACCAUCUUUCGACGCUGAUAGUAACUACACAGUUUAUAAGUUUGAAGGAGAAGACUAUCGUGAGAAACAGAAAAAUGCUGGGGGAAUUGGCUAUUGGAUUGAGCCACCAAAACGAGAACGGAAAGCAAAUUAUCAAGUUGACGCUUAUUUUAGAGAGGCGAUGCGGGGAGGACAUGCAGAGCCAAAAGCACCAAAAGCGCCAAGGCCACCAAAACAGCCUAAUGUUCAAGAUUUUCAAUUCUAUCCAAAACGAUUGUUCGAAUUACUAGAAAAGGAAGUUUAUCUUCAUCGGAAAACGAUCGGAUACAGAGCACAAAGACCAUCAGAUCUCCCUGCUAAAGAAGCAGAAAGAAAACAAAAAGAAGAGCAGAAAAAGAUUGACAGCGCUGUGCCACUAACUGAAGAAGAGCAAAAUGAAAAGAUCCAGCUGCUCACACAAGGGCAAAGCAAUUGGAGUCGUCGAGAGUUUCAGCAGUUUAUCAAAGCGAACGAGAAAUAUGGAAGACAUGAUUUGGAAAAUAUUGCGAAGGAAAUUGACACAAAAUCUACAACUGAGGUUGAAGAAUAUGCAAAGUUGUUUUGGGAACGCCUAGAGGAACUAUCCGAUCACGAAAGAAUUUUAGCUACAAUCGAAAAGGGUGAAGCUCGCAUACAACGUCGGCAGAGUGUUAAAAAGGCACUGGAUGAAAAAAUAGCAAAGUACAAGGCCCCAUUUCAUCAACUGCGAAUUCAAUACGGAACGAAUAAAGGCAAAAAUUACACAGAAGAGGAGGAUCGGUUUAUGGUCUGUCAACUGCAUAAGCUUGGAUUUGAUAAGGACAAUGUUUAUGAGGAGCUGCGGCAAGCGGUUCGCUCUGCACCACAGUUUCGAUUCGAUUGGUUUAUUAAAUCUCGCACAUCAACGGAGCUUCAACGUCGCUGUAACACACUGAUUUCACUGAUUGAAAAAGAAAUGGGUGAGGUAGAAGUGAAACGGAAGCAUGGUCAAAAGUCAUCAAAUACUCUUACAACUAAUACUAACGACCCGAAAAUUACACCAGUCACUAAGUCUGGUCAGAAACGCAAAAAUGAACAAUCUACAUCUAAGGGAUCCAGCUCUAAACGUCAGAAAUAGUAUUGGUCUUAUGAAUUGUCGCGAUGUUUACCUCGGAUAAAACCCUUCAUCAUACUGUUUGUAUUUACAACCCGUGUAAGUUUUUCAUUCUCAUCAGCAUUAAAAACUGAUUUGUUUUUAAUGCUGAUGAGAAUCGUUUUCAGAAAUUGUUGGGCUGAAAUGGGACUAAACUCAUUUGUCUUGGCCGAUUUAAUGAACACAUUCCUUUGCUGUUAUGACAAAAAUUUUGAUGAGUGAUUCUAUCCUUGUUAUUGUUUGCUUAUCCUUGACAAUUUAUCCGUCCGUAGUACCUGUACAUCAACCUGUAAUGUAUCAUAAAACUUGAAUACAUAGUUUCU
This is a messenger RNA of Loa loa (African eye worm), 3671 nucleotides long. RefSeq names its product transcription activator. Gene Ontology annotation, cellular component: nucleus; chromatin. Gene Ontology annotation, biological process: nucleosome organization; regulation of transcription by RNA polymerase II. Gene Ontology annotation, molecular function: ATP hydrolysis activity; DNA binding; ATP binding. The record is from RefSeq and is a predicted model, not a curated record. The transcript is spliced from 23 exons. Lineage: Eukaryota; Metazoa; Nematoda; Chromadorea; Rhabditida; Onchocercidae. The coding region runs from base 1 to 3333 and encodes 1110 amino acids.